GAAAGGUCAAGGUCAGGUCAGAAAUUCCGGAAUGCAAGAUUUGACAAGUGAAGUUUUACUUUCUUCAUCGGUGUAUUGGUGACAUAUUUCUCUGAUGCUGUUUGUAGCUACGAAAACUAAAGAUGUCUGACUGGAUAGACAUAAAGAAAUGUGGUAUUAAGAUAGAUCCGCCUGCCUUGGUGCUUAUAUAUUAUGACAGGAAGACAAAAAAGCAACGACGAAGAACGAUGCCGCUCAGAAACUUUACCAAAUUGUCAUAUGUGGACAGAUUUGCUGCUGAUUUACGGUCAUGUCCAAGAAACUCAAAAUAUGUGAAAAACCUGCCUCAAGCCCAGCUCCUGCGAAUGUUGACAAUUGUCAAAGACAGGCUUAAAGGAAUGAGCCUGGAGGCCAGUCUAGCCCGGAAUCUUGACAUGGACAGUAUUGAUCCCGAAGAAGAUCUCAACAAAGUGGAUGAAGAGACAUUGAAGAGAAAAAAGUUACAAAUGGACAACGAGUUUGAGAAAAAUCGCAAAAAGCCUGGUGACCCUGAUUUUCAGUAUGAAGUCGAGGUUGACUUUGACACUGGGGCUGCAGAAACCUCAGGCUGGGACUCAGAAGGCAGUGAUCCUGAGUUCUGAUGAUGAUGAUGAUGAUGAUGGGUCCUUGACAAAAGUCAGUUGUUAAGGUGUACAUUUGAGUAGAUGAUGUCGAUAUAAGGGUAAUGUUGGAAAUUAGAUGGUGUUCUUGAGGUAUCAGGUGUGUGUUACUUUGUAUCUUAACCUAAGGGUCCCGGAGUGGAUGUGCCUGGGCUUUCAAAGCAGCUGAUACUCACCGCCAUGUCUUUAGGAUGGAAAAAUAUCCCAAUACUGGACAUCCCAGAUUGUCUCAAUAUUAAGUGUCCAUAAUUGAUAUGAUUGACGUUGUAGAAAAAUGCUAUUUGAUAUCAAAUUUCCAUUCAAGAUGUUCAAAUUUCAUUCGAUUUGUAAAUGAUUACACCUAGAUAUCUUCUCCUUCAAUGUGCUUCCAAAUUACAAUGCAAUUUAUUUCUGAAACACAGGCAAAAACGUGACAUAUAUUUCUGUAGUCAUGGCAAUGAUCUUUUGAGCAAUUAAUUUGGAUGAGGGCUUCUUGAAUGCCUAUAUGUUUUUUCAUGAAGACUGUUCUAUAACACACUUUUAAAUUCUGUUCACAACUUUUAGAAAUUUGAGUGCGUUCAUGAUUAUAAAGCCUGUGUAUACUGGUAUAUGCAAUAUUGGAAAUGAUAUUAUUCGCGUAAGUAAAGUCUUGAUAUUUCUCAUGUAAUGCUCAGUUUUCAUCAAAAUUUAGAUCACUGUCCUCAUUCAUUCAACUGAUGAUUAUAUAUCUACAUCGACUGCAAAACUAGGUCAUUAUGGUAUAUGAGUUACGUAUGUUCUGUGACAUCUU
Messenger RNA from Haliotis rubra (blacklip abalone), 1407 nucleotides. RefSeq names its product centrosomal protein of 19 kDa-like. Lineage: Eukaryota; Metazoa; Mollusca; Gastropoda; Lepetellida; Haliotidae. Gene Ontology annotation, cellular component: ciliary basal body; spindle pole; centriole. The coding region runs from base 123 to 620 and encodes 165 amino acids. The record is from RefSeq and is a predicted model, not a curated record. The transcript has 2 exons. Gene Ontology annotation, biological process: microtubule anchoring at centrosome; trans-Golgi to periciliary membrane compartment transport.